AUGGAUCGUCCCAGUCAAAACAGCAUGCUUUCGUCUGUUGCUCAUGGGAGUCGACACUCAGGAUACAUAGAAGAUGUAAGGGCGGGUCCAAGAUCUCGGUCUGACGAUUCUUUGGCCUCUGAAGUGGCCAGAUGGAAGGAUCAAGCGAAAGCGGCUGCGGCGGAGCAACGGAAAGCACAACAGCAAUAUGAGGCAUGUCGAGGGGAGCUCGACGCCUGCAAGGCUCAGCUUCAGAAUGCUUCGAAACAGAUACAAACCCUCAGUCAAAUUAAAGGUGACCUAGAAAAACAGCAGAAGAGGCUUGAAGCUUUCCACAAGGGCUUGAAGGACGAGGUCGCCUCGGUUCAGUCGAAAUUACAUGAAACUGAAUCCCGGCUCACGCGCAAGCUAAACGCAACCCAAGCACUGUUGGAAGCGGCGGGGAGUCUUCCAUAUACAGACCUCCUGGACAAAAUCGAACGAUUCAACAACAGGAUUUCAGAGGUUGCUGUUUUCUUGGAGAAUAACAUCGUCUACAGGUGUCCGGAGGCGUUUCAGGAGGAAUUGGAUCGUGCACGUGAGGACGUGGAGGGGAUAUUAGGCGAACAAUUUUGCCACCUGAUCGUAUCUCAAGCAAAGAACGCGGAUAUUGGUGUCGGGGCUCCCAAUCCACUCUUCGUUGAAGCCGCAGUCCGAGCUUUCGUGGUUGCGGUUUGCGUGUCUGAGAUAUCUCCUCGUAGUGUUUUCGGGGACCGAUUUCGUCCGAAAGACGGUGCCGACUCGGAUCGGCCUUGCCAUCGGCUGGAAACCUCAGUUACACCAUGA
This is a messenger RNA of Cyclocybe aegerita, 804 nucleotides long. The record is from the annotation of a GenBank genome assembly. NCBI's taxonomy places the organism in Eukaryota, Fungi, Basidiomycota, Agaricomycetes, Agaricales, Hemipholiotaceae.